Coregonus sp. 'balchen' is the source of this 2319-nucleotide messenger RNA. NCBI's taxonomy places the organism in Eukaryota, Metazoa, Chordata, Actinopteri, Salmoniformes, Salmonidae. The record is from the annotation of a GenBank genome assembly.
GUCUACUCAUUCGGCCUCUUCGCCACCACUAUCUUCGCCAACGCGGGCCAGGUGGUGACAGGAAACCAGACCCCUCACUUCCUGUCUGCCUGCCGCCCCAACUACACCAUCCUGGGCUGCCAGUCCCCCAUGCAGUACAUCACAGAGCGCCGCGCCUGCACCGGGAACCCCUACCUGGUGGCGUCCGCACGCAAGUCCUUCCCCUCCAAGGACGCGGCCCUCAGCAUCUACUCUGCUGUCUACACUGUGGUAGGAACUGGGGGGAAGUUAGAGGGGAAGGAAUAAAGUGUGACACCGGGAAGAAUAGAGAUAUAUUUUCUGAUAUCAUUGUUUUGUGUGAAUGUACUGUAUGUGUCUGUACAUGUCUGUGUGCUUCUGUGGAGGUACUGUAUAUCUAGACUUUAUAUCUCUGUGUGUGCUUCUGUGGAGGUAGAGGGUAUAUCUAGACUUUAUAUCUCUGUGUGUGCUUCUGUGGAGGUAGAGGGUAUAUCUAGACUUUAUAUCUCUGUGUGUGCUUCUGUGGAGGUAGAGGGUAUAUCUAGACUUUAUAUCUCUGUGUGUGCUUCUGUGGAGGUAGAGGGUAUAUCUAGACUUUAUAGCUCUGUGUGUGCUUCUGUGGAGGUAGAGGGUAUAUCUAGACUUUAUAGCUCUGCUUGCAUCUAAACCUCCAUCUCUCUGUGUGUGUCUGCAGAGUACCUUUUAAAUAAACUAUUCCUUUCUGUGUUUGUUUUUCAGAUGUACGUGACGCUGAUGUUCCGUACUAAGGGCACCCGGCUGACCAAGCCCACCCUGUGUCUGACCCUCCUGUCCCUGGCUGUGCUGGUGGGGGUGGUGAGGGUCACAGAGUACAGGAACCACUGGGCUGACGUCCUGGCUGGAUACCUGACCGGAGGGGCCAUCGCUGCCUUCCUGGUGAGGGGACUGGGGAGUAGGGGAUGGGGAGGUGGUGGAAGUGGGGUUAGGGGUGGCGGGGAGGGGAGGGGGUAGGGGUGGGUAACGUCCUGGCUGGAUACCUGACCGGAGGGGCCAUCGCUGCCUUCCUAGUGAGGUGACUGGGGGAGUAGGGGUGGGGAUGAGGGCUGGUGAGCGGAGAUGGGGGUAGGGGUAGUGGUGGGUGUAGGUGUGGGGAUGGGGAUGGGGGUGCAGGUAGGAGAGUGGAGUUGGAGGAAGGGGGAAUUGGGAAUUUUGUGCAUUACGCAUUCAGUUUCAAGUUAGAGCUGCAAUGUUUCAAUUUACAUCACUUUAAAUAACUUGUAUUCAGCAGCACAUUUUUACAGACUUUCUCUCUCUCUCUCUCUCUCUCGCUCUCGCUCUCUCUCUCUCUCUUUCUCUCUCUAUCUCUCUCUCUCUCUCUCUCUCUCUCUCUCUUUCUCUCUCUCUCUCUCUCCCUCUUUCCUUAUAACUCUUUCCUCUCCCUACACCCUCUCUCUCCAUCUAUCGCUCUCAUUCUCUCUUUCUGUCUCUCUUUCCAUCUCCAAUCUCCACCUCUCUCCACCAGGUGUCGUGUGUUAUCAACAACUUCCAGCAGACGGCGUCAGCUCUGCCCCCGCUGCCCCCCCAGCGCCCUCAGCUCCCCCACGGCAGGCAGCUGUCCACCCUACCUCGCGUGGAGAGUCCACUUGAAAAGUUAAGUGGCCCUCAGGUAAGGGCUUGGGGGUCAGAGGGGAUCGUGUUCUCAUAAAAUGAGCCAUCCUCAAAUCUCUUGUAAAUAUGAAUUCAAAUAUGAAUGUGAAUUCAAUUAAUUCAUUUGUUCAUAUUCAUUCUUACAAGAAGGGUCUUUUUUUUAUGGGUCUCUUUUGUUUAUUGGUUUGGUUGCUGCAUGAGUUCUCUCGCCUGGUUAACCCUCAUAUCCCUUAUGACUAACCUGGAUAAAUAAAGUUUGAAUAGAAGAUAUUGUUCAAUAAUGCCCUCCCCUUUUCCAGCCUUUAUGAAACUUGAUCUGUCUAAACCUUGUCCUAUCCCCUCCCAACACAGACCUAUUCCUCUUUAAACCAUGUAUUAUUUCCCUCUUCCACCCUGUCCUAUCCCUCGGUACAUCUAACCCUUUAACACAUUCCUAUCCUUCUUUCCACCUAACCUUGUUCUCUCCUUCUCUCUCCCCUCCCCCAGGUGCCAGGACUACCGUACUCUGAGAUCACAUGACCAUCAGCCAUACCUGUGCCCCGGCCCUCCCGAUGUGCUCCUCCCCUCGCGGCGCUUCAUCUCCAGCGAAGUCUAGACCUGCCCUCCAUCUCCGAGCACCACGCCCCCUGUCCCGCCCCCUGCCCCGCCCACCCUGAGGGGCGGCCCCCUCUCCAACGCUCGUUCUCCACCCAGGUC